AUGGAGUGGGUAAGAGGCAAGACGAUCGGCCAUGGAAGCUUUGCUACCAUAAGUCUAGCACAACCCACAACCCACAACUCAAAUCUUCCGCCAUUAAUGGCGAUCAAAUCAUGUGGCGUGUCUCACUCUUCUUCACUGAUAUACGAAAAACAUAUCUUAACUGAGCUUACCAAUUGCCCGGAGAUCAUUCAUUGCUUCGGCGACUGUUUCACCGUCGAAAAUGGCAUCAAGCUUUACAAUAUUGCAUUGGAGUACGCUUCCGGUGGCGAUUUAUCUUACAAUUUGAAGAUUUUUGGAAACUUCCUGUUGUCGGAAGUCCGGCGAUAUACAAAUUCGAUCUUGAAAGGACUUCAGUUUAUUCACCGGAAUGGGUUUGUUCAUUGCGACAUCAAGCUCCAAAACAUUCUGUUACUCUCCGAAGGUGAUAACGCCGACGUAAAGAUCGCUGAUUUUGGGUUAGCGAAGAAGGUCGCCGGAGAGUCAAAGUCAAAAUACGAAAUUCGAGGCACACCGAUGUACAUGGCGCCGGAGACGGUUGUUAGUGGUGAACAGGAGCCGCCGUCGGAUAUAUGGGCACUUGGUUGUUUGGUGGCGGAGAUGAUCACCGGAAAUCCGGCGUGGUUUUGCUCUGACAUUGGCGCCCUUUUGUUUAAAAUCGGCGUUGGCACAGAAAUCCCGGAGAUUCCUGGGAAUUUAUCAUCUGCAGGAAAAGAUUUUCUUGGGAAGUGUUUCUUGAAAGACCCGACGAAAAGAUGGACGGCUGAGAUGCUUCUGAAUCAUCCUUUUGUAUCGAAGGUAGAAACAGAAGAUUGUAUUUGUAGCCAUUCAAUCUCCCCAAGAGACCCUUUUGACUUUACAGUUUGGGAAUCAGCGGAAUUGUUGGAAAUGACGCAAUUACCAUCACCGGAACUCUCAAAUUUGUUGCCGGUGAUUUUUUCGGCGACCAGAUUACGGCGGCUGACGGUGGAUGAUGGGCCCAACUGGAGUGAUUCAAGCAGGUGGAUGAGAGUAAGAUGA
This is a messenger RNA of Lactuca virosa, 1017 nucleotides long. The record is from the annotation of a GenBank genome assembly. NCBI's taxonomy places the organism in Eukaryota, Viridiplantae, Streptophyta, Magnoliopsida, Asterales, Asteraceae.